CGAUACGUAUUCACGAUAGAGCGAGUUCAACCCGAUACGUAUUCACUAUUCACGAACGGAAAAAGCUUCUGAUUCACGAACGGAGAGAGCGAGCUUCUGAUUCACGACGAGGAGAGCUUCAAACCGCCAUGGAAGUGCUCUAUUUCCACCCUUGCUUUGAUCCCUAACUCUUUUGGAUCCUAUCGUUCAAUCGAAUUUCGAGAUUCAUCAUUAUUUUGGAAGAAUUCAGAAUUUCGAGAUUCAUCACUCUAUUUUGGAAGAUUCAGAACACUCUCUGCAUCAGAACCCUCUGUAUUUUUGCAUCUGCUAAGAGUUUUGCUGGUGAGAGCUUCAAUAGGAACAGUUCAGGGGAGUAUUAUCAGAUUUAGUAGAUACUUCAAGGUUUGUCAUUAAAAUGGAUAAAUCAUGGAUUGAUAUGCCACGCAAUACAACUGAAUACCUUGACGGGCUGGAUAAAUUUCUAGAUUUUGCAUUUGAGAAGCGGUCAGUUGAUGGUGUAAUAAGGUGUCCAUGUCCUAAAUGUCGCUGUAAAAAAUGGGAAAGUAGAGAUGUAGUGCGUGACCACUUGAUUUGCAAGGAGUUUCCCAAAAAUUAUAAGGUUUGGAUAUGGCAUGGUGAAACAUAUGAAACUAUCACAUCAAGGGACACUCAAGUAACGUUGGAGCCACUACAAAAUGAAAACCCAGUACUAGAUAUGAUAAAUGAUGUGUUUGGGGUAAAGAGAAAUUGUGAUGCGGAACCCACCUCUUCACCUGAACCAUCUGAGUUUGGAGAUGCCAUACCAAAUGAAGACCAAAGAGAUUUUGAUGAUUUGGUUGAGGAUGUUCAGCAGCAAUUGUAUGAAGGCUGUCAAAAGUACUCAAAGUUGUCUUUUUUGUUAAGAUUAUAUCAUAUAAAAUGCUUGUCUGGUGUCACUGAUAAGGCAAUGUCAUUAAUACUAGAUCUUUUGAAAGAUGCAUUUGAGUUUGCAAAGCUACCUGAUUCGUUCUACGAGGCAAAGAAGGUUAUCCACAAACUUGGUCUUCAUUAUACCAAGAUAGAUGCUUGCCCGAAAAAUUGCAUGUUGUACUGGGGAGAAGAUGAAAAUUUGGAGAGAUGCAAACAUUGUGGAAAAUCUAGAUGGAAGCCAAGAAAGGGAAAAAAUGGGACAAUUAUUCGUAUGAAAAACCUACCAGCAAAGGUUUUGCGCUACUUUCCCUUGAAACCAAGGCUGCAAAGAUUAUUCAGGUGCUCUAAAACAGCAAAGUCUAUGAGAUGGCAUGCUUUGGCGAGUAACCCAGAUGGAUUGUUGAGACAUCCAAGAGAUGGUGAAGCAUGGAAGAAAUUUGACGAAAAUCACCAUGAAUUUGCUAAGGAACCCCGAAAUGUUCGCCUUGGCUUAGCUGCUGAUGGUUUUAAUCCUUUUGGAGUAAAGAGCACUAAGAACAGCAUAUGGCCAGUCAUUCUAAUACCAUACAAUCGUCCUCCUUGGGAAUGCAUGAAGCAGACAUCUUUAAUUCUAUCUAUGAUUAUCCCUGGUAAAAAAACGCCAGGGUAUAAUAUAGGUGUAUACUUACAACCUUUAAUCAAGGAGUUGAAUGAGCUAUGGAGUGAGGGUGUGGAAACCUAUGAUUCUUCAAUGAAUGAAGUGUUUAGAAUGCGAGCAGCUCUUAUGUGGACAAUUAGUGACUUCCCAGGACUUAAUAUUCUAUCCGGGGUGGAACACUUAUACUGCAUAUGCUUGUCCAACAUGUAACUUUGAUACAAUCCCUUGCCGGCUGAAAUAUAGUCAAAAAAAUUGUUUUAUGGGUCACAAGAGAUUUCUAGAGAGGGACCAUAAAUUUAGAUCGAUGGAGAGGCACUUUGAUGGCACAAUUGAAGAAAGGGAUAAACCAAAGUUAUUAUCUGGGUCAGAAAUUUUGAAGCAACUAGAUAUUGACUAUGACAUAAAUGUGUUGAAUCAAUGGCAAAAGAAGAGUGUAUUCUUUGAUCUUCCUUAUUGGAAAGAUAAUGUUUUACGCCACAAUCUGGACUUUAUGCACAUCGAGAAGAAUGCUUGUGAAAAUGUCUUAUAUACAAUGCUGAAACAUGAAAAGUCAAAAGAUCAUCUCAAGGCUCGCCAAGACCUACAACAUAUGGGCAUAAAAGAAGUUCUUUGGCCUGAUGAAAAUGAAAAUUUUCGUCCUUUAUUGUUUACAAUGACAAGAGAACAAAGAAAGAUAUUUCUAUCAACAUUGAAGAAUGCAAAAAUGCCAGAUGGUUACUCAAGUAACAUAUCUCGUUGCAUUGAUGAAGAAAAAUCUGAGAUAUUUGGGUUAAAGAGUCAUGAUUUUCACAUUAUCAUGGAACAUUUGCUUCCAUUAGCUAUACGUAAUGUGUUACCUGAUGAGGUGACUGUAGUUUUGGUGGAGUUUUGCUCAUUUUUCAAAGAAUUGUGUUCUAAAAGCUUGAAUGUCUCUGAUCUUGACAAGUUGCAGCAGAGGAUUGUGCUCACCCUUUGCCAUUUGGAAAUUCUACUGCCCCCAUCAUUCUUCACUGUUAUGAUCCAUUUAACCUGUCAUCUUGUUCAAGAAGCAAAGUGGGGAGGGCCAGUUCAUUAUCGUUGGAUGUAUCCAAUUGAGAGGUUUUUAGGACAUUUGAAGUCUCUUGUAAGAAAUAGGGCACAACCUGAAGGUUCUAUAUGUGAAGCUUACUUAGCUGAAGAGACCCUCAAUGUGUAUUCACGAUAUGAAGGUGUUGAAUCAAGGAUGACUAGAGGUCGGCGUGUUGAUGAUAAUCCAAAUAAUAAUGGAACUUCUCAAAUGUCCUCCAUUUAUCCUCAAUUAGGUAGACCAGUAGGAAGGUCAUCAACUUUCACUUUGACCCCAUUAGAAAAAAUACAAGCACAUCGAUAUUUGUUGCUGAAUUGUCCGAAGGUUAAGCCAUAUGUCGAUGAAUUUAAAGCAGUCAUUAAGAGGAGGACUAGAAGCCGAAGACCUUCAGCUACUGAGAUUGAAAAGAUAGUUGCUAAAGAUUUUGCAAAUUGGUUUUCUCAACGGGUGAUGAAUCCAGACACAACAAACUCAAUUUCAGAAGAAAUGAAGUUUCUAGCCAAAGGUCCAAUGCAACAUGCUAAAAGAUACAGUGCAUAUAACAUCAACGGGUUCAAGUUUAGAACGGUAGAUAGAGAAGAUGGUCUACAAACUCAAAAUAGUGGAGUUUUUUUGACUUCAAAAACACAAUGUGUUGCAAGUAGUGCUGAUGCAAAUUUGAGGCAAGCUGAUUUGCCAUACUAUGGAAAACUGGAGGAUAUAAUUGAGCUGAACUAUUAUAGUUGUUUUCAAGUUGUCCUUUUUAAGUGUAAAUGGGCAGAUACAACACGUGAUAGGGGAUUCAGAAAGGACGCUUGGAAGUUCUCUUCAGUGAACUUUUCUCAAUGUAUUCACACUGGUGAAAGGGAAGAGCAUGAUCCAUAUAUUGAAGCUUCACAAGCAAAGUUAGUGUAUUAUGUGGAUGAGGAGGUUAAUAAAGGUUGGAGUGUUGUGGUUCAUAUGAUGCCAAGGGAUUUGUAUGACAUGGGAGAAGUUGAAAGUGAGCCAUACGAAGAGCAAGACUUGAGCAACUUAAUAUCAAAUGAAGAUGACACAAUGACAUUAGCUAGAGAUGAUGUAGAUAAUGAAUUUAUACCUUUAAGGGUUGAUCAAGAUCAACAUCAGGAUUAUGAUCUAGAACCCUGAGUUGAAAUGCUAGUAGAGCUUGUCUAUGUUAGAUUUGUUCAUUAUGCUAUGUUUGUUUACUAAGUUGUGAACCUAUUCUGAGAUUUGUGAAUGAGUUUAUUAUGAUA
Molecule: messenger RNA, 3802 nt
Organism: Lotus japonicus
Lineage: Eukaryota; Viridiplantae; Streptophyta; Magnoliopsida; Fabales; Fabaceae
Exons: 7
Coding region: 1623-3695 (690 amino acids)
Source: RefSeq, a predicted model, not a curated record